AUGCCUAAUUAUCUUGAUGACAAAGAGAUUACUAAUCUAGUCAUUCACAGACAAAAUUGGGUGAUGGAUACCACAGGAAGAAUGAAGUUUGUUUGGUAUUUGCCUACCGAGUUUCCGCAAUAUGCUAUGAACAGACAAUAUCCAGCUGACCAUGUGAGGAAAGUGUAUCAAGCUAAGUUCAUGACAAUAAAAUCUUCCGUUAACAAGAAUUUGAGAUUGGAUGCCCCUCCCAACUCUGUUCAGGUUCCUCAUGACAGGUUGGAGACUAUUAAGCUUGUUCCAGAAAAUCUUCAUUGGGUUUCCUGUCAUCUGCUCUUUUCAAUUGUCCUCAACCUUUUGAUAAAAUCCCUCCGUGCUGCUAGAGUUAUUCAAGAUCCUCCCAAAUCCUCAGAGAUUCAAAGCCAUUUACACUCCAUAUCUGGUCUGUUUUUGGGUCCUGUUGGUUGCCCUUGCCUUUUCUCCUUGAUGUGCUAG
Vicia faba (fava bean) is the source of this 474-nucleotide messenger RNA. NCBI's taxonomy places the organism in Eukaryota, Viridiplantae, Streptophyta, Magnoliopsida, Fabales, Fabaceae. The record is from the annotation of a GenBank genome assembly.